UAAGUUCUGUCAUCAAGUGCAUCUGAGAUGCACGUGUUAAAAUCAAAACUUGACUCACACUGGCUUUAUCAAGAGUUGUAAAUAUCCCCGUAGCCUCGAUCACGAACUUAACACCAAAGUCAUUCCAUCCAAUUUUACUGGGCACCUUUUCCUGAGACGUUGAAAUUUUUCUCUCUUGCGAAUUGUGGGAUCAAGAAUGAAUAAUCCUCGAAUCAAGCAGAAUUAUCACAACACAAAUUACCUUCAAUGACAAGUGAGGACUCUUCGCAAGAUAUUGAUCCCGCAAACGGACCGUGUGUUGAAUCGUAUUUGAAAAGGUACACCAUGUAAUCUGCGGCAAUGUAAGGAUCGUUGAUGUGUCUCACCUGAGGAUUAACCGGAUAUUUUUCAUUCACGAUCAUGAAUCAAUUUGGGACAUAAAAUUGUCUCACGUCUAAACCAUUCUCGAGACAAGCUCUCAGACACAUUCGUCCGAUCCUGCCGAAACCGUUGAUCCCUAUGGCAGUCAUUUUAGGGGAUGAUUAUUCAAUGAAUAAUUCUAGAUCGUCAGUAAUGUUGAUUAUUCGCUCAUUCUGCAAAAAUUAAACACUGCCGAUAACUGUCAGAAAGCUGAACAACAGUACACUGACUGAAAAUUAGUUGGCCCUGCCACGUGGGUGUUUCAUAUUUGAAUCUGUUUUUAAAUGGCGUUUGGCACCAGCGAUCUCACGCUAUGUUCUCGUCGAUGAAUCGAUUACAUUUCUCAAGAUCUGAAUGCUUCGUACUGGUUCGCGAACACUGUCAACGCAUUUGCGUCCUCGUGGUCCAUGAAUCUGCCAGAUCGUUUUUUGGGUUGAUGCUGGAAAGUGUACCUUAGACACUGGUUGAAAAUAUUGUGCACUUAUUGUUAGGGAAACGGCAUAAGUCUAGACUGUUGGACAAAAAUACAACCGGGAACCACCCCUGUCUUGAAAAGACAACACCAUAACAAAUUGGGGGACAACAAACUUGGGUCAUCAUCAUGAAGAAAGAAACAGUAAACAAUAUGAUAAAGGCUUGCAUCGUAUCGCGUAAGGGUGGCGUUCUUCUGAAAGACAUUGACAGGGAGUACGAAAGUUUAGUAGGCGAACGUAUACCGUACACUGCGUUGGGAUACAAAACUUUGUUGGAUUACAUAACUUCAAUCGACUGCGUUGAUUUGAAACAGAAUUUUGUUGGGGACCAAGUGCUUUCCGUAUGUGAUCCGAAAAUCGCUCAUAUCGACAGUCUUGUUAAAAAGCAAAAGAAUCCUUCGAAUCGCGGACCGCCCAAGAAGAAAGGUUUCGGGAGAAAAAAUCGUUCCCCGGUACCUUAUUACAAGUCUAGCAGAUACGGUAAAAAAUCACCAGAUCAUCGUCCGCGUUAUAAAGAAUCCCGAAAUACCGCAGAAUUCGGACCCAACAAAUUUAAGAACAACACAAGGAUGGAGUACGCCCAAUCGAAGUGGUAUUCCGAUAGAAACUGUUUUAGAUCGAAGGAUUAUUGGACUAAGGAGAAAAAAGAGAGCAGGCAGAUAAAUCGUUUGGAUAAUUUCAAUGCUGGGAGACCAGGAAUGCAGUAUUACGACGAUGACUAUAACGAUAACUUUGGCAAAAAACAUUCUUCUAGGGACAGUUCGAAAAAUAAUUCCUGGAACUCCAAGUCGACGUCAAUCAGUAAUAUCGAAAUUGAAUCUACGUACAAUCCUGCAAGAUACCGUGAAUCUGAGCAAAAUUCAAACUGGCGAUUCCGGAUUCAGGUAGCUGAUGGUGGUUCAACAAUGGACGUAUCACUGCAGCCAUUGGUAAAUGGACACCAAUUAAUCGGUGAUGAUUUUUUUCUUCAAUUAGCAAAAAAAAAUCUUGGAGCUGAAACUUGGCGAGCAGAAGCUCGUAGUGCGAUCAAAUGCGGCUUAUGUAUUUCUGGUCAAACGAUCGACGAAUGUCGCCAAAGAUUGGAGAAGACCCAAUAUUUAUCCGGUAGCGUCGUGAUUUUAUUAGGCGCCGUUGAUAUAUUCAGAGGUAACAGUCUGGAUAGAAUGGUGACAGAGAUGAAGAGGCUGUUGGAGGUGUGUAGAAACAGAUUCAAUAUGUCCGAAAUAAUACUGUGCACGAUCCCUCCCCUGGCUAAUUACUCGGUAAAAUGCGACAUGAGAAAACUGUCCGUAUUUUAUUCGUUCAACAAUUGGAUCAGGCUGCAGGGAGAUUUCGUGUCCCAAUAUCAGUACAAAAUCAUCGACUUAUUUGAAAUAUUUACAACUGCGAAUCAUCGGACUCUGUAUGAUUACUUUCAAAGUGAUGCCACAACGGUGUCCGGGUGUCCCUACCCACAUGUGUUAUGGAAUAUCAGUGGACGCCGUGUAGUAAUUUCGCUACUGCAGCGUCUUUGAUCGGUGAGAAAUCAGAUCAGUAGAUUGUGUAUUGAAAACUCGUCGAAAUUUGUCGUGCAUGUCAAUUCAGUGCGACGUUUUAUAGAAUUCUGACAUAAAUUCUUUAAUCAUAGUAUAGAAUUUGAAAAUUUGGCAGUGUGUUUAGGUUCAGCAAUGUGUAAUUUUUUUAAUAUUUUUCUUGUAUUACAAUGAUGUUAAGAAAGCCAGACGCUUAUUAGACAAAUUUAUGAGGCGCUAUUUCCUAGAUUUAAGAAUUUAAUCGAGGCAUUUGGUAUUGAAUAAUUUAUUUGUAUAUAAUUUAUUUGUAGGAAUUUCUUGUAGCUAUAUAAACUUUAUCAUCAUGUUGAAUACGUUCAGAAAUUACGGAAUAUGCAGUUGUCUUACGACUAGUUUAAUGCACUAAUUCUAAGAUUACGAAAUUGUAUAUAAUAAUACUCUGUAUAUUCGCUGUUGGAAUUGCUAAUCACUCGGUGCGAACCAAUGAUUGUGAUAAUCAUUUUCGCGCAGUGCGCUCAUCAGCUCGAGUUUGACAUCAAUUAAAUAAUCUUUACAGUACAUUCUUGCCGA
Messenger RNA from Athalia rosae (coleseed sawfly), 2953 nucleotides. RefSeq lists its product as uncharacterized. The record is from RefSeq and is a predicted model, not a curated record. The transcript has 8 exons. Lineage: Eukaryota; Metazoa; Arthropoda; Insecta; Hymenoptera; Athaliidae. The coding region runs from base 1001 to 2386 and encodes 461 amino acids.